Cuculus canorus (common cuckoo) is the source of this 1779-nucleotide messenger RNA. It is a transcript of the gene SHE, whose product is annotated as Src homology 2 domain containing E. The coding region runs from base 190 to 1479 and encodes 429 amino acids. The transcript is spliced from 6 exons. Gene Ontology annotation, molecular function: phosphotyrosine residue binding. NCBI's taxonomy places the organism in Eukaryota, Metazoa, Chordata, Aves, Cuculiformes, Cuculidae. The record is from RefSeq and is a predicted model, not a curated record.
CUCCGUGCCUGCAUCCCCCAUCCCGGGCUGGACCCCCCAACACCAAGGGUCCCACUGCCAGGGUUGGGGGGGCCCAGGCUGCCCCGUACCCCCCGAUUGAGGUGGCUCUGAGCUGUGGGGCGUUGAGGACCCCUCCGGGGGUGGGGGGGGUGGGGGGGCCGUGGUACCCAACCCUUUAUCAUCGAGCCCAUGGCGGCCAAAUGGUUCAAGGAAUUCCCUUCCAACUUGAAGACCGCGUCGGAACGAUCUCGGCCGGGCAGCGGGAGCGUAGCCAAGAGCCGUAAGAACUCAGCCGCCGAGUUGGGGGGCUGCCGAGCCCCCCCCGGGGGUGGCAAAGAAGGAGGUGGGCGCCUGUCAAGGGAUAACCUACAAGGUCUGCUCCAAGCCGCCACCGGAAAGAUGCGGAAGAAUUCCCGAGUGGAAAGUGGGACCCCAGAGGGUCCCCCCAAAACUUGCGGCACCUACAUCAACCGCCUCAUCAAAGUGGAGGCGAACGAGAAGAACGGGAAGGGGUACCCCAGCCCCCCGCCAGCCAGCCCGACGGCCCUCGAGCAGGACAAGGGGAAGCCCCCCAAGAUGGAGACGGUCAUCAUCCUGGAGGACUACGCCGACCCCUAUGACGCCAAGCGCACGAAGGGCCAGCGGGACGCUGAGCGCCUGGGCGAGAACGACGGCUACAUGGAACCCUACGAUGCCCAGCAAAUGAUCACAGAAAUCCGCCGUCGAGGCUCCAAGGACCCGCUGGUCAAGGCCAUCCUCCUGCUGGAUGGUCCUGGUGAACCCAUGGAAGGGAGCGGCAAACCAGAGCCAGCCAAGUGGCCAGGGGGCAAGGAAACAGCCGGAAAGGGAACGCAGCUCUAUGAUACCCCCUACGAGUCCGGAGAUGGGGGGACUGGGGGAACCCCAGAGCGCAGGGCGAGGGUUGGGGAUGGGCGUCUGCCCGAGAACGACGAGCGCCCGGCGGGAGAGUACGAACAGCCAUGGGAGUGGAAGAAGGAACAGAUCGUCAAAGCGCUGUCAGUCCAGUUUGAGGGCUCGGAGCGUCCCAAAGAGGAGGCACCGCGGCAGCACCUACGCCAGAAGAGUUGGACCCCCAAGAUGCUGAAGCCGGUGGGCACUGAGCAGAGCGAGGGGGAGCGGGUGGACCCUGCCCUGGCGCUGGAGAAGCAGCCGUGGUACCACGGGGCCAUCACACGAGCUGAGGCGGAGAAUCGGCUACAGGCGUGCCGAGAAGCCGGAUACCUGGUGCGCACCAGCGAGACCGGCAGCGGCAAAUACUCCAUUGCACUCAAGACCAGCCAGGGUUGCGUCCACAUCAUCGUGGCGCAGACGAAGGACAACAAGUACACGCUCAGCCAAGCCAGCGGCGUCUUCGCCAGCGUCCCCGAGGUUGUGCACUACUACUCCACCGAGAAGCUGCCCUUCAAGGGGGCCGAACACAUGGCCCUGCUGCACCCCGUCCACUGCAAGCUGCAUUAGCGCCCGCUGAGGCUCCCCCAGGCUGCCCUGCGACCCCCCCAGCCCCGCAGCACCCAUGGGGAGGCUCUGGCGUGGGACCCCUUGGUCACCCCCUCAUCCCUGGGGCUGGGGGGAUACAGCUCCUGCCCAACGGCCGCUGUUUGGACCCUGGCAGGACUGCGGUGCCCAUGUGCAAGGACGGAUCCUGCCCACCCGGUGCCGGAGCUGAGCCACAGCAGGGCUGACUCCGUCACCAAGGGUGGUGGUGGGGGGGGCACAGUGAGAUGGGGAUGUGAAAUGAAGUAGGAAAAUAAAUGUGUU